AGCUGUUGCUGUUAGUGUGUAAACAUCCAUCGCUAAGGGAGGUAUCAACUACCUAGUACAAGAUGAAGUUUUUCGGAUCGUUUCUGAAUGAACGAAUUAAGUCCUUCGCAAAUUUUGUUACUUGGGUCAUGAGUCGCUGCUCCAGCGUGAUGGUGGCCGUGACGGUGUUUGUGCUGCUGCUGCUCAUUUCAUUCUGGCUGGCCCUCUUCUUGCACCUCAUCCUCGUCCAAGUCUUCUUACCAACACAAAGUUUCUCUUGGCCUGUACACUUUGAAUUUGAGAACUGUCGUGAUCGUCCGGGCCUGUGUUCUGACCCCCUAGGAGUGGUGCCGCUUGCUGCCGACACUGACCUGCACAACCACUGCACCUUCCCUCCCCACAACCAUGGUGAGCGGAAGAAGUCAGGGAAGGAGGACCCGGGGGGUGUUGUGUGUCAAGGGGCACCGCGGGGGCCUCCGUCCCCCAUCUUCGCAAGGGGUCAGAGCUACAGCAUCGACGUCGAGCUCGUCCUGCCUGACUCCCCCGCCAACAGGGACGUGGGCAUGUUUAUGGUGCAGGUAUCACUGCUAGACAGCAAGUCAGGCGCUGUCAGCAGCAGGCGUCGUCCUGUGCUGACGCCCUACAGGUCAGCCCUGCAGCGACAUGUUUAUGGUGCAGGUGAUAGGCAUUGCAUGCAUUUAUCAUCAAUCAUCAUUGGAAUGCUGAGGAGGCCGCGGCUGUUCAUGAUGCUGCUGUCCGUGCUGCACGGAACCGGCGUAGCAUCAACGGGCUCAUCCCGGUACCGCGUGCACCCCCAGGCAGGGUUCGGUAUCGCUGAUCCCGCGGCAAAGGUGCACUAUAUAUCGUUUGAGAUACAGUGUGCUCAGCUGUGCUCGAUUUCUGGCUCAUCUGUUUACUCCGUCACUGAAGAAAACACAGGAAAAGUGAGAUGCAGAAUUGCAUCGUCUGGCUUCCGAGCUGAGAACCUCACCGCCGGCGCCGCUGCUGCAGGAGAAACAACCUACGUCGAUCAACUUACCACGGCUACUGAACAGGCACUUACCACUGCUACUGAACAGGAACUUACCACUGCUACUGAACAGGAACUUACCACUGCUACUGAACAGGCACUUACCACUGCUACUGAACAGGCACUUACCACUGCUACUGAACAGCAACUCACCACCGCUGCAACAACUGAAGGACCGUGUCUUACUGCUGCUGAUAUCGACUGCUCUACUGUGGAGAAAGACACUUUCUUCUACCAUCCGACCGACUGCACUAAGUACCUGCGAUGUGAAAGGAGGACCGAAAUACUGAGCACAAAUUCAUGCGAAACUGGCCUCUUCUUUGAUUUGGACCUUGAAGAAUGUGUUACGCCAAAGCCUGCGAAAUGUUCCUGCCAGACGUCCAUCUAAUAUAACAGGGGUUGAGAAACCCUUUUACUCGUCGAUCACUUUUAGGAUAUUUAAAUUUGAAUCUACCUCUUUUUUGCACACACAGAUUCAAGUACUCUAAAACUAAACUUCAUUCAUUGUUUACGAUGAACCAAAAAUGAAUGUUACUAACCUAAACAUUCCUCCUACCACUUCAUAUAUGGGUCCUAAACUAAAGAUAGUAAUCUAACACUCUUAAACUCUACAUUCAAAGAGACUAGAAUACAUUCAUAUUCAGAAAUGAAUUUUCAUCCAAAAACAUGAACUAAAGUAUGGAUCAUUGUUGGAUUUAUUAUUCGUUUCUUGAUUGAUUUUCAUUGUUUUCCUCAAUCAAUCAUCGAGUCUAGUCUCGCCAUUCUCCUCCUAUCUCUUUCAGCCUCAACAUUCUCUCCAAAUAUCUCUUAAAAAGGUUCAAUGACACCAAGUCAAUAACACUCUGACAGACACAGUCACUAUCUCUUCCAUACCUAAUAUAUCAUUCGCCACCUCAAGAUGGUAACAUACACCCAGGUAGCACAUACUAUCACUACAUAUUGGAUUACCAUCCGGUGUCGCUUCCACUGAGCGACUGUGCAUGGAUUUACAACAUUCCAGCAUAAUUAUUGAUGAAAGACAAAUAUACAACUCCUAUAGUAAUGAGAAAGUAUUUCACAAAUACUUUUACAAUACUUUCACGAAGAACUAUCAAAUUGGAAGAAAGAUAAGUACUUUAAAAAGUGUUGAUUGUUCAUGAAGUCUUCGUGCAUUUCCAUUGACUCUUCUUGAAUCUUAUUUUGCUGCCUCCUGCUACUAUCUCGACGAAUUUUCUAGCCCAUAGUUUCUAAGGAGGCUGAUGCUGGCACCUUUGAUUACUAUAUUCCCUUAAUGCCAUGCACGAUCGAUGCAAUAUAACAUUUAUAACGAUUGUAUAUUGCCUCUUUUUCAUCACAGCCGUGGCAUCAGCCACAUCCACAGCACCACCUUCAGCUACUUUCGCAGCAUUAUCCUAAAAUAAUUCUUGAUAAAAAAAAUUUGGUCUCAUCGUGUCUUGUGCACCUUGGCUUGAAACGUAU
Messenger RNA from Hyalella azteca, 2467 nucleotides. RefSeq lists its product as uncharacterized. Bases 63 to 1397 code for a protein of 444 amino acids. The transcript has 9 exons. Gene Ontology annotation, biological process: lipid droplet organization; lipid storage. Gene Ontology annotation, cellular component: extracellular region; endoplasmic reticulum membrane. The record is from RefSeq and is a predicted model, not a curated record. Lineage: Eukaryota; Metazoa; Arthropoda; Malacostraca; Amphipoda; Hyalellidae. Gene Ontology annotation, molecular function: chitin binding.